Messenger RNA from Coregonus sp. 'balchen', 13262 nucleotides. The record is from the annotation of a GenBank genome assembly. Lineage: Eukaryota; Metazoa; Chordata; Actinopteri; Salmoniformes; Salmonidae.
AUGGGUGAAACCAAGGGCGACAUCUUUGACGACAACAUGCACGUCGCCAUUUUGGCUUUAAUUCCAACUUUAUUGAACCUGGCGGCAAUACACAAAACGAUUCUUAAGUGCGUCAGGAGAGGGCAGUAUAGGAAGAGGAAGAGAGAGGCCAACUCGGCGGAAAAUAUGUCUCCCUCCAGCAGGUGGCGUUUUUCGUUGUUUCGCCCACCAAGCAAAGUGUAUGAGAGAGAUACAUUUGUGUCGAGUGUCGAAUUUGGUCAACAACAAAAAAUGUAUGAGCUAUUUUGCCACAAUAUAUUUAUUUGAUCGAAUAGAAGUUUCGUAAUGCUUAAGUUGUUACGAGUGUACUGAUAUAAGUAGGACACGUGAUAUCCCGGCAACUUUGAAAAAAAAAACACUUUAUAUCUGAGAUGUCUCAAGAUGGCUAUGCAUAUUCAUAGUAUGAGGCUAGUAGCAUAGCAUCCAGUGGCUUGUAUUCAUGGAUGCCAAGGUAAGUCAGGCUUCCCCAAAAAAUUUAACAAUUUAAAAAAGAUUUUUUUUUUUUUUAUCUUUCUUCUCUCUAUGUUUCAUGAUUUUCCUUCAAUUGGCAAGAGGCUGAAUGUAUAUGGAGCCAGAUAGCUGACAAAAGGUUGUACGUACGUAUCGUAAGGAUAGUAAGAAAAUCCAUAUGUAAACUGAGGAGAGGCUUCCGUCUGGCCCCAGUCAGAGCUUCAGAGUUCCUCUGUGGAGAUGGGAGAACCUUCCAGAAGGACAACCAUCUCUGCAGCACUCCACCAAAUAGGCCUUUAUGGUAGAGUGGCCAAAUGGAAGCCUCUCCUCAGUAAUAGGCACAUGACAGCCUGCUUGGAGUUUGCCAAAAGGCACCUAAAGGACUCUCAGACCCUGAUGAACAGAGCAAAGUACAGAGAGAUCCUUGAUGAAAACCUGCUCCAGAGUGCUCAGGACCUCAGACUGGGGGCAAGUUUCACCUUCCAACAGGACAACGACCCUAAGCACACAGCCAAGACAACGCAGGAGUGGCUUUGGGACAAGUCUCUGAAUGUCCUUGAGUGGCCCAGCCAGAGCCUGGACUUGAACUCCCCAAAUACAGGUGUGCCAAGCUUGUAGCGUCAUACCCAAGAAGACUCAAGGCUGCAAUCGCUGCCAAAGGUGCUUCAACAAAGUACAGAGUAAAGGGUCUGAAUACUUAUGUAAAUGUGAUAUUUACGUUUUGUUUUAAUUGUAUCAUUGUAUCAUUGUAAAGCCCUAGUUAUUUCAUGCUUUGACAAAGUUAUUUCUGAAGAUUAUUAUUUAUUUCAUGUGAUUAGUGAUUAAUUUACGUCUGUCUAUCAUUUUAAGGUCAACCUUGUUACGUGAACUGAACUCUUAUUUUAAUAUGGUACAUUUCAAAAGAAACAUUGAACAUCUAAUAGUAAAAUCAUAGUGUAAAAGUAGGUGAGCUGGUUCUACUCUUUUUGGCCAUAUUCUGGUGUUUUGUGGUGAAAACGAGCACAACACAUCAACCCUUUUACCCAUAGAUAGAUAGACAGGCUAGAAAUAUUUUAACAAUUUUAUUUGUUUUUGUGAAUCUUGCAUUCAAUUGCCCCUCCCUGUUGCACACAACAAGCUUCCAUUCCCCGUGUCACAAGGGGAUUAAUGGCUGAUUUAACUAGUAAUUACCAGUAGGAGGGCUGUCCAAAUGGAAUUUUUCCCAGAUGUGGUAAAUUCCCACUUGUUUACAAACAAACGUAACACCACUAACCAUCCACUGUAGAGCCAUAUAAUAUCACGCAUUGGAAUCACAAGAUCUAGACCUACACUUUGAACUACAUUUUGACAUACGAUGUAUAGUUUUUGAUUACAUCGAUAUAAAAUAAGAUAAUACAAAUAAAAAAAAUUCAUUAUUUAAUUUAGCUGGAGAGGCACUUACUAUAGUAUUUUUUUUUACCUCUUGAGAUGGGAAAACAUGUUUGUUUUUUUAUGAAGUUGAACAUGUGCUCUAUAUGACAGAAUGUUAAAAUUAGGUGAUAUCAAAAGUUUGCCCCCAGAAAUAUCUCCAUUGAUCAAUAUGUAAAGAGUAAUUUAAGAAGGCAAAUUAGGCACCACAUUAGCCACCCUGUAGACUUUUAUUUAUUUUAACUUUUUUAUUUAAUUUCACCUUUAUUUAACCAGGUAAGCCAGUUGAGAACAAGUUCUCAUUUACAACUGCGACCUGGCCAAGAUAAAGCAAAGCAGUGCGAUUAAAAACAACAACACAGAGUUACAUAUGGGGUAAACAAAACAUAAAGUCAAAAAUACAACAGAAAAAAUAUAUACAGUGUGUGCAAAUGUAGCAAGUUAUGGAGGUAAGGCAAUAAAUAGGCCAUAGUGCAAAAUAAUUACAAUUUAGUAUUAACACUGGAAUGAUAGAUGUGCAAGAGAUGAUGUGCAAAUAGAGAUACUGGGGUGCAAAUGAGCAAAAUAAAUAACAAUAUGGGGAUGAGGUAGUUGGGUGGGCUAAUUUUAGAUGGGCUGUGUACAGGUGCAGUGAUCGGUAAGGUGCUCUGACAACUGAUGCUUAAAGUUUGUGAGGGAGAUAAGAGUCUCCAGCUUCAGAGAUUUUUGCAGUUUGUUCCAGUCAUUGGCAGCAGAUAACUGGAAGGAAUGGUGGCCAAAGGAGGUGUUGGCUUUGGGGAUGACCAGUGAGAUAUACCUGCUGGAGCGCAUACUAUGGGUGGGUGUUGCUAUGGUGACCAAUGAGCUAAGAUAAGGCAGGGAUUUGCCUAGCAGUGAUUUAUAGAUGACCUGGAGCCAGUGGGUUUGGCGACGAAUAUGUAGUGAGGACCAGCCAACAAGAGCGUACAGGUCACAGUGGUGGGUAGUAUAUGGGGCUUUGGUGACAAAACGGAUGGCACUGUGAUAGACUACAUCCAAUUUGCUGAGUAGAGUGUUGGAGGCUAUUUUGUAAAUGACAUCGCCGAAGUCAAGGAUCGGUAGGAUAGUCAGUUUUACGAGGGCAUGUUUGGCAGCAUGAGUGAAGGAGGCUUUGUUGCAAAAUAGGAAGCCGAUUCUAGAUUUAACUUUGGAUUUAAGAGCAGUUGGAGGCUACGGAAUGAGUGUUGUAUGGCACUGAAGCUCGUUUGGAGGUUUGUUAACAGUGUCCAAUGAAGGGCCAGAUGUAUACAAAAUGGUGUUGUCUGCAUAGAGAUGGAUCUGAGAGUCACCAGCAGCAAGAGCGACAUCAUUGAUAUACACAGAGAAAAGAGUCGGCCCGAGAAUUGAACCCUGUGGCCCCCAUAGAGACUGCCAUAGGUCCAGACAACAGGCCCUCCGAUUUGACACAUUGAACUCUAUCUGAGAGGUAGUUGGUGAACCAGGCGAGGCAGUCAUUUGAGAAACCAAGGCUAUUUAGUCUGCCAAUAAGAAUGCGGUGGUUGACAGAGUCUAAAGCCUUGGCCAGGUCGAUGAAGACGGCUGCACAGUACUGUCUAUUAUCGAUCGCGGUUAUAAUAUCGUUUAGGACCUUGAGCGUGGCUGAGGUGCACCCAUGACCAGCUCGGAAACCGGAUUGCAUAGCGGAGAAGGUACGGUGGGAUUCGAAGUGGUCGUUGAUCUGUUUGUUAACUUGGCUUUCAAAAACUUUCGAAAGGCAGGGCAGGAUGGAUAUAGGUUUGUAACAGUUUGGAUCUAGAGUGUCACUCCCUUUGAAGAGGGGGAUGACCGCGGCAGCUUUCCAAUCUCUGGGGAUCUCAGACGUUACGAAAGAGAGGUUGAACAGGCUAGUAAUAGGGUUGCGACAAUUUCAGCUGCUAAUUUUAGAAAGAAAGGGUCCAGAUUGUCUAGCCCAGAUGAUUUGUAGGGGUCCAGAUUUUGCAGCUCUUUCAGAACAUCAGCUGUCUGAAUUUGUGUGAAGGAGAAGCGGGGGGGGCAUGGGCAAGUUGCAGCGGAGGGUGCAGAGCUGGUGGCCGGGGUAGUGGUAGGCAGGUGGAAAGCAUGGCCAGCCGUAGCAAAAUGCUUGUUGAAAUUCUCAUUAUUGUAGAUUUAUCGGUGGUGAUAGUGUUUCCUAGCCUCAGUGCAGUGGGCAGCUGGGAGGAGGUGCUCUUAUUCUCCAUGGAUUUUAGUGUCCCAAAACUUUUUGGAGUUAGCGCUACAGGAUGCACAUUUCUGUUUGAAAAAGCUAGCCUUUGCUUUCCUAACUGCUUGUGUAUAUUGGUUCCUAACUUCCCUGAAAAGUUGCAUAUCGCGGGGGCUAUUCGAUGCUAAUGCAGUACGCCACAGGAUGUUUUUGUGCUGGUCAAGGGCAGUCAAGUCUGAGGAGAACCAAGGGCUAUAUCUGUUCUUAGUUCUGAAUUGUUUUUUAAUGGGGCAUGCUUAUUUAAGAUUGAGAGGAAAGCACUUUUAAAGAACAACCAGGCAUCCUCUACUGACGGAAUGAGAUCGAUAUCCAUCCAGGAUACCUGGGCCAGGUCAAUUAGGAAGGCCUGCUCGCUAAGGUGUUUUAGGGAGCGUUUAACAGUGAUGAGGGGUGGUUGUUGACCGCGGACCCGUUACGGACGCAGGCAAUAAGGCAGUGAUCGCUGAGAUCCUGGUUGAAGACAGCGGAGGUGUAUUUAGAGGGUAAGUUAGUCAGGAUGAUAUCUAUGAGGGUGCCCAUGUUUACGGAUUUAGGGUUGUACCUGGUAGGUUCCUUGAUAAUUUGUGUGAGAUUGAGGGCAUCUAGUUUGGAUUGUAGGAUAGCCGGGGUGUUAAGCAUAUCCCAGUUUAGGUCACCAAGCAGUACGAACUCUGAGGAUAGAUGGGGGGCAAUCAAUUCACAUAUGGUGUCCAGGGCACAGCUGGGGGCUGAGGGGGGUCUGUAGCAAGCGGCAACAGUGAGAGACUUAUUUCUGGAAAGGUGGAUUUUUAGAAGUAGGAGCUCAAACUGUUUGGGCAAAGACCUGGAUAGUAUGAUAGAGCUCUGCAGGCUAUCUCUACAGUAGAUUGCAACUCCAGCCCCUUUGGCAGUUCUAUCUAGACGGAAAAUGUUGUAGUUGGGGAUGGACAUUUCUGAAUUUUUGGUGGCCUUUCUAAGCCAGGAUUCAGACACUGCUAGAACAUCAGGGUUGGCGGAGUGUGCUAACGCAGUGAAUAACUCAAACUUAGGGAGGAGGCUUCUGAUGUUAACAUGCAAAAAGCCAAGGCUUUUACGGUUACAGAAGUGAACAAAUGAUAGCGCCUGGGGAGUAGGAGUGAUACUGGGGGCUGCAGGGCCUGGGUUAACUUCUACAUCACCAGAGGAAUAGAGGAGGACUAGAAUGAGGAUACGGCUAAAGGCUUUAAGAACUGGUCUUCUAGUGAGUUGGGUACAAAUAAUAAAAGGGGCGUUGUAGAAUAGAUUCAGGGCAUUAUGUAAAGACAAGAAUAUGGAAGGAUAUGAGUACAGUGGAGGUAAACCUAAGCAUUGGGUAACAAUGAAAGAGAGAGCAUCACUGGAGGCACCGAUUGAGCUGGUCUCCGCGUGUAUGGGGGGUGGAACAAAGGAGCUAUUUGAGGCAGUUUGAGAGAGACUUAGGGCUCUACAGUGAAAUUGUAUAAUAAGAACUAACUGGAACAGCAAUAGGCAAGGCAUAUUGACAUGGGAUAGAGGCAUAAAGCAAUCACAGGUGUUAUUCGAGAGAGCUGACAACAACUGGUAAUGGCGAUGAAAGUUUGGGCUGAGGCUAAACAGAUAAACAGGACAGGGUACCGUGUAGAGGAACAGUCCAGCAGGCAUCAGCUGUGCAGCUGAGUGAUCAUAAGGUCCAGUGAACGGCAAUAUGUGAGUCCGAUAGCAGUUCGAAUUGGUGCUACAGCACAGGCGAGCAGGAAGCAUGGCUGUUGAAAUGCGUGUGCUAGCAGGCCGGGACUAGCAGAUGGAUCUUCGUGGUCGUCGCAACGGGAAGCCUGUUGAAACCACAGACGAUUACGUCAGCAGACCAGUUGUGAUGGAUCGGCAGGGCUCCGUGUCGACACUAGGAGGUCCCGUCCGGUUGACAUAGAGUUAGAUAGCCGGGAGAUGGGCCUGACUCGAGGCUAGCUCAAGGCUGAUUAGCCAACCACAACAUCCAUUCGGUUGCAGCUAGCUAGUUGCGAUGAUCCGGUGUUAAAGGUCCAGUGAUUCAGUGAUUCCGGCAGAAAAUCCGAUAUGUUCUGGGUCGAUAACGCGCUGUGCAGACUGGCCGAUAAUAGUCCAGGCUAGAGCUGGCUGGUAGGUAGUGCAGGCCACGGACAAUGGUGAAAAACCCGCUAACGGUGGCUAAUAGCAGGUAGCUAGUUAGCUGGCUACUCCCGUCUGGUAGACAGAGAGGUAGAUAGCCGGGAUAUGGGCCUGGCUCGAGGCUAGCUCAAGGCUAAUUGGUGCUUGCCUCGGGGGCAGUGGUGAUUAGCCAACAGCAACAUCCAUUCGGUUGCGGCUAGCUGGUUGCGAUCCAGUGUUAAUGUCCAGUGAUUCAGUUAUUCCGGCAGAAAAUCCGAUGUUCUGGGUGAAAACCGCUAACGGUGGCUAAUAGCAAGUAGCUAGUUAGCUGGCUAGCUAGUUUCAACUGGAGAUUCUAGAUAAAAGGUAAGUAAAUAAUAGAAUCCGUUCCACAUUGAGUGAGGCGGGUUGCAGGAAAGUAUAUUUAGUAGAAGGAUGAAACGUGUGAUAGGGAAAUAUUUACGAAAAAGACAAAAAAAAUAAAAAAAACAUGCUAUUUACACGGACACACUACAGAGUACACGAAUGCACUGCUACGCCAUCUUGGAACCAUGGUUACGACUAACUGUCAUAGCCAUGCAUUUCUGGAAUAAUGUCAGGCCUUACAUGCAUUUGAGCAAGGAUCCAAUGUCUGUACAAGCAUCUCUGUAAUACAUGUUAAGUCAUUACAUGCAUUUUAGCAAAGAUGCAAAUCUAUCUACAUGCAUUUCAAAUACAUCUCACUUGACAUUUUUUCCCCAUAUGGGACACACACACACAAACACACACACACACAUCUAUGGACACUCUCAAUACUUUCAAAUUCAUUUCCUAUUGUAAUUAGAGGUUGGUUUGAGGAUGUCUUCUGUACUAAUUAUACAUCCUCACAGUUUUGAGGGAGCCUGAGUAUCAAGCGGCAAAACAUGGAAGAUACAGCCACCAGGGUGAUACAGGCUUGUUGCCAUGACAACAGUAGAACGUUUAUCAGCACUGGCAGAUACACACACACACACACACACACACACACACCAUUACAGUGGAAUCUGCCUUGCUUGGAGAUUCCGCUCUGCGGUGCGGUUCAAGAAAUUUAGAAGCAGGCAAAUACACUCAAAGACAGACAGGACAGAGGGGGAUUCAAUAGGAGAGCAACUGAAAAGGGAUAUACUCUCCAAUCCUCAUUCAUUCUGAUGGUGUGUGCACAUUGGCUAUGUCUUCUGUUCCUAUUUUCCAUUGUCUUUGUCUGCAUGAAGGAAGGAUGAAGCCUGCUGCAUGCUACUGCUAUAUUCUGACCACUAUAAUAAUUCAGCAUUGCCUGUGUGUAUAGCCUUCUGUGCUGUAUAUAUGAGACGUACGUUGUUGUUUUUUCAUCAGUCGGCUUGCACUUUGCUUUUUUAAGAUUAGGGCGAGCACUGUCAUCGUAAUGGUAAUUCAUAGCUGUGUAGCCAUGGUGAAGUCAAUUCCCCCCUCCCUCCCUCCGCCACUGCUGAAUGCAUUAGUGUAAUGAGAUGUCUGCAGCCAGCCAGCCAGCCAGCCUGUGUGCCGUGCAGCAGUAGAGACGAGAGGAGCAGAGAGAAACACGUACAGUAGCUAGAGGCAAGUUGGCUUUCACAGCCUGCUGAGGGAGUGUGCUGUGCUUAGAACCUUCUGCUAUUCUGGACUCUUAACAGGGAUCUAAGAAGGGAAGAGCUUGGUUCUCAAGCGUUCUUAGAUCAGAGGAGAUAAGGUAACGGAAGCACUGGUAGACAAGCAGCCAGGAUGUUGGGGCUCACUAUGAGGAUAGGAUGGACUGGAUGGUGGAAGUGUUCCAUGAGGAGGAGCUUGCUUUAUACAUGGUUGCCUUUGUGUUGUCUGUUUUUUAGUGUUCAACUAAAUUUUCUGUAGCUGGCUGCAUUAGUGCCCUGCAGCAGAAUGUCUUGCAGGCUCUUCUGUUUAUUGUUGUUGUGGUUAAUGUUCUGUGACAGCAUCUUUUUCCACAGCAGCCUCAGUAGCUGGAAUAUGGAGGCACAAUUGAAAUAGAUUCUUAUGUAGCAUGUGUAUGUUUGUUAUAUGUAAAGAGAUGAUUGAUUCUAUGAAAGAACAAUGUUGAUGUAUGACGUGUGCACUAACAGUGGUUUAGAUUACAAGCCAUGCAGUCUUAAAUUAUUAUUAUUUUAUCUCCCUUUGUGUUUCCCUCCUUUCUGUAUGUCUCCCUCCAGAUCCAAUGAGUGUACUUGCAGCAGCACAGAAAGCAGACAGCAACAGUGAAAUGCAGUCGCCUGCAGUGUCUCCUUCCUUCCUCCCCAGCCAGCCAGGAAAGAUUCCCGGCAGGAAGAGAGGGAGACCCCCACUACAUCGCAAGAUGGAUUUUCCAACCCACUACCCUGAGUCCCUUCCUCCUCUCAAAGUGCCUAAGAAGAGGGGGAGAAAGCCUGGCUUCAAGGUUAGUGUCAGGGAUGGGAUGGGAAGGGAGAGGAAGAGGAGGGUAUCGGAUGGGGGGAAAGAGAGUGGAAGGGGAGGCGGCAGUGGGGAUGCAGGAUGUUUAAAAAUGCAUAUGGUGAUGUAGCUAGACAGACCCCAUUUCAUUUAUAUUUAGUGGGAGUCAUAUUUUUGGAAAAAGGCUUAACAUGAGUUAGCCUAUGUUUGUUUAAUCGAAACCAGUUUAAAUAAUAUUCUGAUUGGCCGCUGUAUAUGCUAAAUGUCUGCAUUGUUAAAAUGAUUGGUCAAUGCUGCAAUAAGAAUAGGGAAUAUUAUGAAUUAUUUCGUAAAAAGUGAUUUCAUUUUAUUUAUACUGAACAAAAAUAUAAACGAAACAUGCAACAAUUUGAAAGAUUUUACUGAGUUACAGUUCAUAUGAGGAAAUCAGUCAAUUGAAAUAAAUUAAUUAGGCCCUAAUCUAUGGAUUUCACAUGACUGGGAAUACAGAUAUGUCUCUGUUGGUCACAGAUGCCUUAAAAUAAAUGGGACUCACAAUGGGCCUCAGGAUCUCGUCACGGUAUUUUUGUGCAUUCAAAUUGCCAUCGAUAAAAUGCAAUUGUGUUUGUUGUCUGUAGCUUAUCCCUGCCCAUACCAUAACCCCACCGCCACCAUGGGGCACUCUGUUCACAGCGUUGACAUCAGCAAACCGCUCGCCCACACAUGGUUGGACAUAGUGCCAAAUUCUCUAAAACGACGUUGGAGGCGGCUUAUGAUAGAGAAAUUAACAUUUAAUUAUCUGGCAACAGCUCUGGUGGACAUUCCUACAGUCAGCAUGCCAAUUGCACACUCCCUAAAAACUAGAGACAUCUGUGGCAUUGUGUUGUGUGACAAAACUGCACAUUUUAGAGUGGCCUUUUAUUGUUCCCAGCACAAGGUGCACCUGUGUAAUGAUAAUGCUGUUUAAUCAUCUUCUUGGUAUGCCACACCUGUCAGGUGGAUGGAUUAUCUUGGCAAAGGAGAAGUGCUCACUAACAGGGAUGUAAACAAAUUUGUGCACAAAACUUGAGAGAAAUAAGCUUUUUGUGUGUAUGGAACAUUUCUGGGAUCAUUUAUUUCUGCUCAUGAAACAUGUUGCAUCUAUAUUUUUGUUUUGUGUACAAAUUGCUGUGCAAAUAUAUUAAUGUGGAGAUUGCUGUUGAGGAUUUACUAAUGCAAAUUGAGAACCAUAGUAUUUUAAUAAUAAUAUAUACCAUUUAGAAGACACUUUUAUCCAAAGCGACUUAGUCAUAUAUUUUACGUAUGGGUGGCCCCGGGAAUCAAACAACCAACCCAUGCUCUACCAACUGAAUCCAUAGAGGACCAUUUUAGUCUAUUGUUGCUACCUAAGACUGUAAUGAAAUGCCAUUAUUUACAAGUGAUCCAUUUAAACUGUGUGCAAAUAACCCAAUAGAUACUGAGAUCCAACCCUCGUGUCUCCCUGCAGCUGAAGCCCAGGAUGGUGAUGACUCCCCUGGCCAUCUCUCCUCCCAGCAGCACCCCAGAACCAGACAUGAGCUCCAUCCCCCAGGACGCUGCUACCAUCCCCCACUCUGCCACGCCCCAGGUGCUCACAGGUAGGCCAUGCCCUCAGGUGCUUACAGGUAACUCCCACUCUGCCACGCCCACACUGCCACGCCCCAGGUGCUCACAGGUAGGAGGAGUUUGCCUCACUUCUCCGACGUCUCCCCCCAUAAUGCUUUGUCCAGUGAGAAAUCUUGGGUGUUAUGAAAAGUUUAAUCGGUGAUCACAUUUAAAAUGUAAUUUGUAUCCCGUUCAUUAUAAGCAUACUGUAUUCAUUCAUUUAAUAGUGAUUGAAAGCAACGUCACCAAAAUAGCCAACCUAAAUAUCUUUGCCUUCUCGGUCCCUCCUAUUGUGUUCCCUGCAGUGUGUAUCUACAUCAACAAGCAGGCCAACAUGGGUCCUAACCUGGACAGGAAGAAGCUGCAGCAGCUCCCAGAUCAUUUUGGGCCUGACAGGCCCUCCGUGGUGCUGCAGCAGGCCGUCCAGGGGUGCAUCGACAGCGCCUUCCAGCAGAAAGCUGUGUUCACUCUCCUCACGCAGGGCUACGGAGGGGAGAAAAUAUCAGGUAUAACAUAAACCCACAGAUUGUAUGUAGUGUCACUGAGAUUUUUAGUUUUAUAUUCAUUUAUAUGAUUAGUAGAAAUUGCCCAGAGGGAAAUAGCAGAAAUUGGCAUACACUCAUUUGAUCAUCUAAUAACCAUAAGGUAUCCUUCCUUUCUCUUGCCCAUUCACCCUCUGAAUGGCACACAUACACAAUCCAUGUCUCAAUUGUCUCAAGGCUUAAAAAUCCUUCUUUAAACUGUCUCCUCCCCUUCAUCUACACUGAUUGAAGUGACAUCAAUAAGGGAUCAAACCUUUCACCAGGAUUCACCUGGUCAGUCUAUGUCAUGGAAAGAGCAGGUGUCCUUAAUGUUUUGUACACUCAGUGUAGAGCAAUACUUUCGACCAGGGCCCAUAGGGCUAUGGAAUAGGGUGAGAUUUGUUGCUUUGAGAUUGUUGCUUUGAGACAUGGCUGUAGAGAUGUGUCGCCUAGGGCAAGGUUAACUGCAACAAGCUUUACUGCAAUAGGAAAUGAACAAUGUUUCCAAGUUAAUCAAGUGUUCCUUUGAUUCCCAGCCACCUUCGAUGGAAAGCAGCACCUUCUGAGUCUGCCUGUGGUCAACAGCAUUGGCUACGUGCUACGCUUCCUCAAGAAGCUCUGUCGCAGCUUGCACUGUGAAAACCUCUUCAGCGACCAACCAAUCACCCAGCAUAAUGCCUCCUACCAAUCAGAGGGUAUUGUACUGUCCUUUAUUCAAUUAAAUUCAAAAUACUUUAUUUAUCCUACAAGGGGAAAUUAUGUAGGCAGGAGUGCAGAUAUAAUGCAUUGUGCAUUACUUCUUAGAAAACACACUCCUGUACCUUAACAAGAGCCUCUGAAAAAAUGUCCCUCAGAAAUAUUGUGGGCUCAGUUCCCCAAAUAUUGUGCUAUAUUGCUUCAGAUUGCACAUGGAAGCACAGAAAGACAAUUUGUGAAAUACACAUCAUUUGGUGUUUUACUUGUGUAAUCCAUUAUCCAAAUCCCUGUAUUCCUACCCAAACAGCUGAGACCUCCAUGCCAGAAGACUACCUAGAACACUCCCAUAUCCCCCAGAAAUAUCCUAGGCUCAAUUCCCCAAACAUGUGCGUUUGUUGCUUCGGAUUGAAAAAUUAAAGCACAGAACGGCAUUUCAAAUACAUAUUUCAAAGACUUCAGCUUCUGUCCAAAGUGAUUCAAAGUAUUGCAAAUAUGUUUUACUUAUGUAAUCUUUUUCCAUUCAUUUCACAGCUGAAACCUCCAUGCCAGAGGAGUACCUUCUGGACCCGUCAGACAAACGCUACUCAAUGGACCCAGGUGACUCCGCCUUUAGUGCCAUAAGCUCCUCCUACUCAUCCAAACCGUCCUAUGGGUUUCGCUCCUCGCAGCAAUUCCCCAACGGCUCCUCCCCCUUGGGCAUGUGUAGACAGACGUCUAGUCCAAAUACUUUCCUGGAAGGUAACAGGAUAGGUAAGAGACUGGAGAGUGGAGACUAGGGUUGCAGAACUCCGUUAACUUUCCCAAAAUGACCAGGUUUCUUAUUCCCUUCUGAUUCCGGUGAUCUUCCAACCGGGAUUUCUGGAAAACCUGGGGAUUUUGGGAAAGUUUGUUUCUUGCUAUACUCACAACCCCCUAAACAGGUCAAAUUGACCAGUAGUGAAAUAUUUAUUCUGUACCUGUCUUUCUCUUUUCUCAUCCAGCGUACAAUCCAUCUCAGGACUCCCAGGAGUCCAAGGUGCCCCCCAGAAAGGACCCUUCCACCUGGAGUGUAGAGGACGUGGUGUGGUUCAUCAGAGACGCUGACCCCCAGUCCCUGGGCCCUCAUGUGGACAUAUUCAGGAAGCAUGUAGGCUACCCUUGGGCUCACUCUUAAUUAAUGAUUAUUUUGAUACCUUGCAUCCUCUCUCCUCACCUACUCAAAACGCCUUAGAUGAGAAGGUCAGAGGGGAGGAACAGAGGAACCUUGGACCUUCUCCUCCAAUAUAGUUGAGAAGGAGGUGAGGAGACAGGGUGUGAGGAAUCACAGAAAAACUAAUUGAGAUUGAGGCCUGCCCACUGGGCAAAAACUGGUUGAAUAAACAUUGUUUCCACGUCAUUUCAACAACUGAAAAUAAAUGUGAUGACAUUGAAUCAAUGUGGAAAAAUGUUUGGAUAUGCAAAAAGUCAUCCAAAAAUUUUUAUAAAAAUGCAACCAACUUGCAACCUAAAUCCAAUGACAUAGUGACUUUUUUUGUUGAUUUCACAUUGAAUUCACAUUAGUUGACAACUUAAUCAAAUGUAAAUCAAAACUAGAUGUUGAACUGACGUCUGUGUCCAGUGGAUGGAUCUGCUACAGUGAUCGGAUUAUAUCUGGAAGUUAUGUUUUGUGAAAUACUAACCAGGAUUUGGGGCACUUCCAUUUCAAUUCAGUAAACAACCCUGAUACAUGUGUUUGAUUAGUUUACUUUACUUGUGGAGAUAUAACCUGACUUUCUUUCCCACAGGAGAUAGAUGGCAACGCGUUGUUACUUCUAAAGAGUGACAUGAUCAUGAAGUACCUAGGACUGAAGCUGGGGCCAGCCCUGAAGCUCUGCUAUCACAUCGACAAACUAAAACAAAAC